This is a messenger RNA of Helobdella robusta, 4839 nucleotides long. RefSeq lists its product as hypothetical. The record is from RefSeq and is a predicted model, not a curated record. Gene Ontology annotation, molecular function: protein kinase activity. Gene Ontology annotation, biological process: meiotic sister chromatid cohesion, centromeric; mitotic spindle assembly checkpoint signaling. The coding region runs from base 1 to 4839 and encodes 1612 amino acids. The transcript has 19 exons. NCBI's taxonomy places the organism in Eukaryota, Metazoa, Annelida, Clitellata, Rhynchobdellida, Glossiphoniidae.
AUGGAUUGGGAAAAUAAUAAAGAAAACAUUAAAAGAUUGGAUAGUGGACGUUCGGCAGACGAACUUUCCUCCAUGUCAAUUAGAUCUGCCGAGUUUAAGAAGAGGCAGUACAAAUUCGAACAAGAGAUCCGUUCGAAUGAAGGAGGUGACCUUCUUGGCAAAUGGAAAGAAUAUAUUGAAUGGGCCAUGAACAAGGACCCCACUGGGGCAGUUUGGGGCCCUCUGUUGAAAAAAUGUGUCCUCCACUUCUACAGGCAGAAGGAAUAUUAUGAUGAUCAUAGAUAUGUCAAGAUUUGUAUCUGCUAUAUUGACUCAUCAUGUCCUGACAAAGUCGAAGCAUUUGACAGCGUCUAUGCGUCGGGCAUCGGCCGUCGUGACCCACUUUUUAUCAAAAGAUAUGCUGACACCUAUGAGGGGAUUGAAAAUUAUAAAAGAGCCGACCAGAUAUACACCGAAGGCAUUGACAAUUGCCCUGAAUCUAAGGAUAGAGUCGCUUUGAUAGCUAGAUAUGGAGAGUUCCAAAUAAGGGCAGCAGCUAGUGCCAUGAAGAAGGUUCAGAAGAAACAAGAUGGCGACGAUGGAGAUGGGGACGACGAUAAUAACGAAAACAUUGGACCACAUAACCAGAGGAUGGCGUUUGGCGUCUUGAAAGGCUGUGGGAAAAGCCAGAAAGCUCCUAACAUCAGGAUUCCAAUUUCUGGUGCCAAAGCAAAGCUGGACACAGUAGCAGCAAGGUCUGGCCACUCAGAUCAGCAGAUCCAACAGAAAAAGUUGACCAUCUAUCAAGAUGAAAACGACCCAACUAUCAAUUGUGACGGCAACAAGCACAGCAACAACAGCAAGAGAGAUGAAGAAAAUUCUGCAAACCUCAACUUGUUGUCAGAUAGUUGUCAUAAGGAGAAUAGCCUGAAACCCGAGAAAUGGAAUAAGUAUAAACUGAAGAUGAGACUACCUCAUGAUGUGCCAAAGGCAACUCUAGACAUUCACGAAGAUGAAGAAGAAGAAGAAGGGACUCAUUUAGAAUCUGAAGUAGCAACUCUAUUUGGCGGUAGUAGCCAAAAAACCAUCAACAACAAUGAUGACACUAACAGAGAAAUUCUCAUGGUUCCUGAUAAGAUGUUUUUUGGUGUUGAUGAAUUCAGUAUUGAGGAGCUGAUGGCAAUGAGGUAUGAUGUAAGGCAGAUGAAAAGUCAACUAACAAAAUCAUCAACUGCCGGAGAGUUUAUUUCUCCGAAUCAGCCCGAGCAACAGAUGUUUCAACAACAACAACAAUUGUUGCAACAACAACAAUCGUUGCAACAACAGCAGUUGCUGCAACAACAGCAGUUGCUGCAACAACUGCAGCAACAAGUACAGCAGCAACAACAAGCGUCUGUGUAUGAAGUUGAUUUUCGAAGGCAAUCCCAAGAAUCCAAUCAACAUUUUUCACAGCUUAUCAGUGAACAACAACAACAGAAUUACGGUUUUUAUAGAGAUUCCAUAUCUUUAUUUCUAGGAAUGUCAUUUGCCUCAAACAAGCUUGAUGUGCUGAAAGAAGCUGACAACGAAAUAAGUGAUGUAUCAUCUUUGUCAAAAUCAAGCCUUCAUGCAACUCCAUUGGCCAGAAUGAACACUGUUACUACUACUGCUGCUGCUGCUUUUGCUGCUACUACUACUACUACUACUACUACUACUACUACUACAGCUUUUUUUCAUGAUGAUAAUGAUGUUAAUAUUGGCGGUAAUGAUAAUGAUGAUAAUCCUUUUAAGUUUUCCAUGCUGUCAAAUUCUUUAUACGAUAAUAACAUUGUAGAUAACAUUAGUAAUGAUAAUAAUAAUAAUAAUAAUAAUAAUAAUAAAUCUAAGUAUCAUGAUGAUGAUAGUAGUUCUUUAAUGACGUCAUCGACGACACCAUCAUUCCCACACAAACUUCCUUUUGAUGACGCGCCAAUCGUGACGUCAUCAAUGAUGUCACAGCCAUUCUGCAGUUUAACAUCGUUGACGUCAUCAGUAGCAAUGGCGUCAGUUCCGGAUGCCGUCGACCCAGCAAGGACAUUUUCACCUGAAAUCAUGUUGCAUUCCAGUUGCAACAACAACAGUCAAAGAAGUCGUUUUGAAUUAUCACUUGACUGCCCGAACUUUACACUCGAUAAUGAUUCCAUAAAAAUUUCCACCUUCUUUGCAAAUGAUCCUUCAACGAUUUUAAAUCCACCACUACCGCAUCUACCACCGCCACAGACUACCACAGCCACAACGACCGCAGCAGCUUCGAAACAUAACGAUGUUAAGCCACCAAAAUUUGUUAUAUACGAGGAUAAUGAUGAAGAUGAACUUGCUGUUGCAUCAUGUCAGAAGCAAGUUGCAACAACCAUGGCAGAUAAAGAUGCCAAAUCUUCAAAAUUUGUUAUAUACGAAGACGAUGGUGGCAAUGAUGACAACGCUUUUGAACCAGGUCAAAAGCAGGUCACAACGGCAACAAGCAUUAAACCAGCGAAGUUUGUUAUCUAUGAAGAUGUUGAGGAGGAUGAUCGUGCGUUUGAACCGAAGCAAGGACAGAUUAGAACAGCGACUCAAGCCAAGCACACUACCUCGAGGCCAGCUUUUGCUGAGAUAUUAUGUACGCCUAAGCCGUCACUGCAAAAUUUCGAAAUUGAAAAAUUUUGUAAUGUUGGUGGUGAUGUUGAGAUGAGGAAGGGAGUUGAUGAUGAUGAUGAUGAAGAGAAAGAGGAAAGUAUGGAGGAGGAGGAUGAUGAUUCGAAAACAGUUCACACAAGGCUGACCCACAAGUACCUGGAACAGUUAUUUUAUGGCAGUAGUGCCAAGGCCAAGAUUGAUUUGAGAAAACUUAAAGAGACACCAUCGUCGUCGUCAUUAAAGAAUAAAACGCUUGCAUCAGGUGGUAUGAAACAGACCAUACUGAGCAUAGAUGCAAGGAAAACAAUGCAACCGACGCAUUUCAGCAGUCAGCCCGUCAAAAGUGGACUUACACAACAACCGCAACAACCACCAUCGUUGUUGCCGUCAUUGGGGUGCCACAAAAAGUUACCCUUUGGGGUAGAGCCCUUUGAGAAGAGUGGCAAGAGGCCAUUUGAGAUAUAUCAAGAUCCUUCUUGUAUGGAAUGCGACGAAGUUGACGUUGAAGCAAUUGCAGUAGCUGCCCCAACUUCACAACAGCUGACUGCACUGACAUCAAAAACAUCAGCAGUAGCAGCAGCAACUUCAUCAACGACAACAAGACAAUUAAUGAUGUUGAAGAGUAGCGUAGAGACCAACAACAACAACAACAACAAACCCCACACCUUCCUUUGUGAUGAUGGAGAAACUGAGACGAGAAUCAUCGGUCAAAUGAAUAAUGUCUUUCUAGGCCAGGCGUUCAAAGAGGAUGGGGAUUUCAUGCCAAUGAAAACAUCAACAGAAAAUAUGACCAACGUUGUGAGAGAAGCUUUCCAAGUCAUGCAACAAACCACUGAACAUCGUUUGCCUACUACAGCUGCAGCCGCUACUUCUACUACGCUACAGCUUCAACAAUAUCUACCACAGCCACAAAGACGUCAACUACAACAACGACAACAGUAUCAUUCACCAGAGGAACAACUGCUUAUGCAGCCAGAACUGUCAUUAAGAAGAGACCAACAAUUUCGUAUAUACAACAGCACCACCAAUGAGAUCACCAUGAAAGUUGAUGACUGCGACCUUUCUGCCAUCUACAGCGAGAACAACAACAACAAUAACGAUUUGAGCUAUCCUACUUUAAACAUAACAGCUGAUGAUGUUAUCCAUAGAGAUACACAAUCUCUUAUCAGAGAUCUAAGCCUACUCAACUACAACAACAACAACAACAAAAGUAACAUCAACUACAACAACAACUGUAGUAGUAACAGAAGGAUGUCGUUGUCAAAUAGCGUUAACAACAACAACAACAAUGAUGACGACACGUUAACUGAUGAUAAAACUAUUAAAAAGACCAUCAACAACAAUAAUAAUAAUAAUAAUAAUAAUAAUAAUAAUAAUAGCAAUGAUUAUGAUAAGGAUGGUAAAGCAAGAUUAAAUUGGAGGCGUUGUUCCAUUGCACCAAAUGGCUUGGCAAGGCUCUAUGCAAGCAAAGCACAAUCACCAUCAACAUCGGUUCUCUUCAAUAACUCGAUCGCUCUGUCACCAUUCCGAGUCCUGAGUCGAUCCAAUCAGUCACCGACCAAUCAAAAUCAGCCGGCAAUCGACGGGGAUCAAUCAUUGGUCGACCGCGAGAGCGAAUCAGCUGCUGACAAUGUGUCAUCCAUUUUUGAAAGAUCUGUAAUGAUUGAUUUGGAGAAUCCGUACAACGAGAAGACGAUUAAGACUUUUAUAAAUCACCUCCAACCACCCCUAUCAUCGUACGAAGGGUAUCAUGAUAUGGUAUCUCUAGUAUCUAACAGUGGUAGCGCUACUGCUAUGUGCUGCCUACCGCACUUUAAACUAAAUGGCUAUGUUGACAUCGGGCCCAGUAGAUACUUUGUGAAGCAAAUUCUCGGUGAGGGUGGUUUCGGAAAGGCAUUUCAUUUGGUUGGCAAGGGACAUCUGAGAACCGUCGACUGUGUUGCUAAGAUCCAGAAACCAGCGUGCCCUUGGGAGUUCUACAUAACAAGAGCACUACUGGAUAGGCUGAAUGUCAUCAUCAAUGGCGAUGAUGACGACGACGAAGACGUUGGUGGUGGUGGCGCUGACGACGGCGACGAAGUGGCCAAGAAGAAGAGGAUUAUUGAUAUAAGGGACUCCGUCAUGUUCAUCUCUGACGCUUACAUAUACGCUGAUGGCAGUCUGUUCAUCAAUGAACUCCACAACUAUGGAACGCUACUGGCUAGUAUUCAUAAAUUAUGCAAAUAA